Molecule: messenger RNA, 3812 nt
Organism: Xiphophorus maculatus (southern platyfish)
Lineage: Eukaryota; Metazoa; Chordata; Actinopteri; Cyprinodontiformes; Poeciliidae
Gene: fech
Product: ferrochelatase
Exons: 11
Coding region: 162-1367 (401 amino acids)
Biological process (GO): heme biosynthetic process
Molecular function (GO): protoporphyrin ferrochelatase activity
Source: RefSeq, a predicted model, not a curated record
UCCGCGCCUUCAGCCGGCUGAAGCUGAAGGAAUCUGGCUUUCACACCGGGGCUGACCCGCUAUUCCACCUGUCCUGUGGGCUGCUGACACGAGUGGGAUCCACCGCAGGGAGAGCGGCCAUCUGGAGCGUGUUUCAGCCGGGAUCCGGGAACUGCAGCGGGAUGGCAGCGCUGGGCAGCGCCGGGCGCUUGUUCCACUUUGCCAGGAGCAACGUUGGGUUGACGUUAAGGAGACGAUCCACGGCUGCAGCUUUAGCUCAGAAUGCAGCUCCAGAAACACAGGAGAGCAGGAAGCCUAAAACAGGAAUCCUGAUGCUGAACAUGGGCGGUCCGGAGAAACUGGAAGACGUCCACGACUUCCUGCUGCGGCUCUUCAUGGACACCGACCUGAUGAAGCUUCCUGUUCAGAACAAGCUCGGCCCUUUCAUCGCCAAGCGGCGCACGGCGAAGAUCCAGGAGCAGUACAGCAAGAUCGGCGGAGGAUCGCCCAUCAAACACUGGACGUCCAUGCAGGGCGAGGGCAUGGUGAAGCUGCUGGACGACAUGAGCCCCGACACAGCUCCUCACAAGUUCUACAUCGGCUUCCGGUACGUGAACCCGCUGACGGAGGACGCCAUCGAGGAGAUGGAGCGGGACGGCGUGGAGCGAGCUGUGGCCUUCACCCAGUAUCCCCAGUACAGCUGCUCCACCACAGGCAGCAGUCUGAACGCCAUCUACCGUUACUAUAGCAACAGAGGAGACAGGCCAAAGAUGCGCUGGAGCGUCAUCGACCGCUGGCCCACACACCCCCUGCUGGUGGAGUGCUUUGCUGAACACAUCAGAAAUGAGCUGCUGAAGUUUCCAGACCAUAAGAGGGAAGAUGUCGUCAUUUUGUUCUCAGCUCAUUCGCUUCCAAUGGCAGUGGUAAACCGAGGCGACCCGUAUCCGCAGGAAGUGGGCGCCACGGUGCAGAGGGUGAUGGAGCGACUGGGACACUGCAACCCCUACAGACUGGUGUGGCAGUCCAGGGUGGGCCCCAUGGCGUGGCUCGGCCCCCAAACCGACGAGGUGAUCAAAGGCCUGAGCGAGAGAGGGAAGAAGAACAUCCUGCUGGUUCCCAUCGCCUUCACAUCGGACCACAUAGAGACGCUGCAUGAGCUGGACAUCGAGUACGCUCAGGUGUUGGCCGAAGAGUGUGGAGUGGAGAACAUCAGGAGAGCAGAGUCGCUGAACGGAAACCCUCUCUUCAUGAAGGCCCUGGCUGACCUGGUCCAGUCCCACCUGAAGUCCAACGAGCCGUGUUCCCGCCAGCUGACGCUGCGCUGCCCGCUGUGCACCAACCCAACCUGCGGCGAGACCAAGGCCUUCUUCGCCAGCCAGAAACUCUGAGGCUCUCUGACGCCGCCGCGCCGCCGCCGCGCCGCCAAGCUUCAUAACAAACUCUGGAGACACUGAAGGCCUUCUGCUCGCCAACGACCCGCCGGAAAAAAGCAGCAAAAGUGACUGAAUUCUGUCGCAAGUUAAUUUUAAAUAUUGAUUUCUGGAGCUUCCCUUUGGUUGAAGUCUGUAGAUAAAGGAAUCGACUCUUUUACUUCUUUGAGUUUAUUUUUCUCCCAUCCCUUCAUGUUCGUCACCGACUGCAGAGAGAUUUAAUUAAAUUGCUCAAAACAUCCUGCAGGUAUUAAUCUCAGACCCAGUGUGGAAAACGGCUUUUUAGGGAAACUGUAGAUGGAAAAUGAAAGUAAAUUUUAACAAAAAAAAACGUGGAAAAUUUUGAGAUUAAGCUCAGAAAUAUUCUAGAGAAAAACUUUGACAUUUUUUGAGCUUCAAGUAGAAAAUUUGCAAGAAAAAGCUCAGAAAUGUUGAGAUUAAUCUCAGAUAUUCUGGAGAAACUUGUAAAUCUCUUGGCUCCAAAAGUCAAAAAUUUGCAAGAAAAAACUCAGGAAAAAAAAAAGGUAAAUUUUCUGAGUUUCCAAAGUCGAACAUUUUUGACAUCUGGAACUCAGAAAGUUUUUUGGAGGUAAAUUUACUUUUUUCCAUCUAUAAACAGCCUUUAAAGACUAGUGUGUAAAAACGUGGGCUCUGUAGUUUUUCUGCUCUUUGUGCCUUUUAUACACUGGAUUCUCUGGACUGCUUGAGUAAAAUCCACCACAUUUGUUCCUGCUGUGACUUGACCCUUUGACAGCUUGAAGAGAAACACACAUCAUUGUUCUUGUUGAGCUGAACAUCUUUACCUGGGUUGAACCAACUGAAAAGGUUUAGCUAAUUGUAAAACUGAGCCUUCUACAAGCUAACUGAAACCAUCUAAGCUAACGUAAAAAGUUUAAUUGGCUAAUUCUGCGUCCUGUUUACUUCAGAAGUUGAAGCUAGCAGUAAAACGUAGCUUUCUACAUGCUAACUGAAAAUAUUUAGCUGACAAUAAACUAACAUUAAAAGUUUAGACGGCUAAUUCUGUGUUGUAUUUACUUUGCAAGUCAGAGCUAACAGUAAAAGCUAGCCUUCUAAGAGCUAACUGUAAACAUUUACCUAACAUGCUAACUGAAACGAUCUAGCAGACAUUAAGCUAACUUAAAAAGUGGAACUUUUUUAAACAAAUAUUUUCCUAGCUAAAAAGUUUUACUUUGCUAACUGGCAGGUUUCAGCUAACAUUGAGAAAACUAAAGUUUGGUUUGUUGUAAGAUGACCAGAGGAUUGGUUUAGUGAGUUGACAAAAAGGUGCUAGCAAGCUGAAUAGCAAAGGUUUAGCUUGCAGUAGGCUAACUGAAAGGCUAACAGUUACCUACUAGUUGGUUUGCUGAAAUAGUUUACAUGUGUGUAAGUUAACUGAAAAGAUUUUAUCCAUCUUUAAACAGUUUAGCUUGCAGUAAUUUGAAAAGGCUAAUCAAAUAGAAAACAGUUAGCUUACUGUUAGCAGAAUGCAAAGGCUUAGCAUGCAUAAGCUAACUAGCCACGUUUGGCUCAUUUACAGAGAGAUUCUACAGUAGUUAUGAACAAGGCUAUGUUUAAUGCUUGCUGUAAUAACAUUUAGAAGGAAGCUAAAUGGUUUUCCUUUAGCAAUACCAAUUAAGCUAGCAUGCGCUACCUUUACUAGAGCUGUCAUUGCUUAAAAGUCUUUACUUUUGGUAAAGAUGGAACAUUAUUCCCAGCUUUUCAGAGUUGUUAUCUAUGAUGAAUCUCCAUGAAGGCAUAUUUUAAAAUUAUUCCUUGAUGCUAAUCUACGCACAGAAUAGCCUGUUGUUGUUCUUCCACUGGAUUAGAAAGGAUGUGUGUUUGUCCAUCUCUUAUUUUUAUAUAUAUUGAUUGAUAUGAGUGUUUUAAGGUGUUAGCAAAGAUCUUCAUGUUCUUAAAUGUGUUUGUUGAAUUUUCUUAUGUUUUUCAUGAUUGGGUCCUUUUCAAUCGGCAAUUAUGCUAAUCGAUGCUAACCAAGAAUCUGGUAACAUUCUGACCCGAAGCUACUUAUUAUAACAUUAAUAAAAUGUUGUGUAUUAUAAAAAACUACUUUCUCAUUUUAAUAUUUAAAGCUGUAGAUCUACUCUGUGAAGUGUUCAGGUCAAAAGGAAAAACUAAACUCUCUUCUGUCUCCUAAUUUAACUCUAAUGCAGCUUAAAACAAGGAACUGUUGCCACAUGUGAAGCAAAAAUAUUACUUAGUUUUUUGGAUUUAUUUAAGAUUUUGUUCAAACCAUGUCUUGAAAGUAAUGUAAAUAUAGUACAAGUUAAAAGUUUGAAAGCAUUUAUUUGUUGAAAUAACUGGUGCUGUAUGAACUUUGACAUGGUGUUACAUAAAUGAUGAGGUCUUCCUUCAAAAUAAUAUAAAAAUCUGUUCCUAAAACUG